UUUAUCCCGUUGUAAAUGCGGCCUUAAAAUAUAUAAACAGGGGGAUACCAAAUGUAUUUUCCUCAUAUGUUCUAAAGUUGUCUCAACGAAGGAGUGUGUUUCGAAUGAGUAAAAGGGGUCCGUAGUGCGACGAACACUCGUUGGGACAUCUAAGCUCAUGAUUUGGGUUCUAUAAAAAAAAAAAUAAAGAAGAAAACAUUUGUUACAAUAUACCUCUGCCAGUGUUAUAAAGGAACAAACGGCUGUCGAUAAGAAUAAAAGCAAAAUUCCUUUGUUUAUAAUAUUGCUGACGCAAUCGAACGAAUCUACAACGUAAUUUACUUGUAAGAUAAUUUAUUAAUUAUCCAUCAAAUAUAUUUAAUGGUUUUUAUUUUUCAAUAAGAAAUGGAUAUAGAUCACUUAUUACGAGAGAUGAAUGCGCUGGUUAUUCCCGAUAUAUUAUAUCAAAAAAUAGCUGAUGAAAAUUCGAUUAAAAAAAUGAUACAACAUUUAAUAGAAAACGACGCGUUGCCAAGCAUAAAACGUGAGUCCAAAAAUGAAGAAACCGCUAAGAAAAAGUUAGAAGAAGGAAAUAAGAUGAUAUCAAGUGCACCACUCGAUAAACUGAUAGAAAUUUAUAAUGAGGUGAUAGCUUACGCACUACCUAGUUCAGAAUUAUUAGCACGUGGAUUUGCAAAUCGCUCGGCAGCACUAACGAAUGGGGGUAUGUAUGAAGAUUCUUCGAAGGAUAUAGAGAGAGCAUUGGAAAUCGGGUAUCCAGAUAAUUUAAAGGCUAAAUUAUAUGCUCGCAAAGCAAAGAAUUUGUUAGCUUUGAAUUCAAUGAUGAGCUCUGAAGUUGAUGAUGCUAUUACCCAAGCAAACAUCUGGGUAGAAAAAAUGGAUGAUAAUAAUAGAAAAAGAGUGAAAAGCAGUUUAGAUCAACUGAAGAUAAAGAAAUCUUCAAAAAAACCUUUUAAAUUUUGGGAAAUUAAUGUCUUUUUACCUAAAAUACCAGAUGAUAAUCCGAAAAUAUUGAGAGCUUCAGGUGCUAUCGGCAUAAAAAAUUCUGAAACAUUUGGCCGUCAUCUUGUAGCUACCAAAGAUAUUAAGGCAGGUGAAACUCUCUGGGUUCACAGAUCUUAUGCAUUUACACUCAUGUCUGAAUACAGAUAUCGACAUUGCUGGAAUUGUUCGAGAUAUACUUGGAGUAGCAUCCCUUGUAAUCAAUGUUCAAACGUUAUCUACUGCAAUGAAGAAUGUCGUGACACUGCUUGGCAGAACCACCACGACGUCGAAUGCCCAGCGAUCACAGCAAUUUUAGCUCAAUUUGGAUCUAGUGUAGAAAAAUGUUUGCUUUGGGUGAGAUUAUUAGUUAGAGCUUUGAAAGAAUUUGAAAUAAUUGAAGCAUUGUAUGAUAAAGUUAACGAGAUUGAAUCAACACGAGACCCAAUUUUAAAACUUUUCACUGGAAAUGUAUACGAUGAUACAAAAUAUGCUAGUGUUUAUUCCUUAUUUCGAUCAAAAUCAUAUCCAAUGUCCAUAAUGGGUAUAGAACGUUUAAUCGUUGAAAUUCUAUUUCUAUUAAGUGGAACUACUGAAAUAUUAUUCGGUAAAAAAAUUGAUGAUCCAACUGAGUUAAUGAACAACAAAUGGACAACUUUUAUUGGAAAUUUGAUAUGUAGACACAUUGAAAUAGUUCUAACAAAUUCGUUAAAAAUAACCUCAAAUGAUUGUCAAGGAAACUACGUAGCAUGUGGCUCGUAUUUGGCACCACUUUUAGAUCUAUGUAGCCAUAGUUGUGACUAUAACAUCGACUCCAUACGUUCAAGAGACAUUGUAGCUCCGAUUGCAGUUCAGCCAAUCAAAAAAGGUCAACAAAUAUGUAUCACCUAUGGACCUAAUUAUUGGCAAUCACCGGCUGCUGAAAGAAGACAAUCGAUACAAAAAAGUUUCAAAUUUUUGUGUCAAUGCACGGCUUGCGUUAAUGGCUGGGGUCCAGAUUAUCAACCUCUACCAUGUGUGGAACAGCUACCGGACAAAAUCACCCAUGAGCUAAUUAUAAUUUCAUUGAAAUGUGCCACCUAUAUUCCUAUGAUAAAUUUACUUGCGAAACGUUUUUCUAAAGAUAUUACACCAAGUAAAAUUAUUGAAAUGAUGUCUGAUUUAUCAUCAAUGCUCAAUCUAUUAGGUGGUGACAGAUACCCUUGCAAAGAAAUGAUAAAAGCCAAAAAAGCAUUAGCCCGCUUAAUUAUUUGCAUUAGAAGAUAUACAUGAAUAAAAAUUCGCAAUAUAAGUUUGAAAAUGAGUAAAUUUUUUACCCAAAAUCUACUAAAUAUUUUUAAUCUCAAAACAACUAAAUCAUACAUUUUUAUCGCUACAAACAAAUUUUCAAGAAACACUGAUAUGAGAAUUAUUUUCAUAAUGAAUAUUUAUAAUGUAAAAGCCCUAAUACCCGAUCAGAGAACUAGUACCCGAUCAUGAAUGUUUAUAUCUAUAUUUAGUAUAAUUUAGUAAAUAUAGAUAUACACAUACAUGAGUGAUCGGGUACUAGUUCCCUUAUGGGGUACUGGGCCUCCUAUUUUAUACUUUAUAUAAAAUGUAUGAAGUAUAAGUUAUAAAUUAAAAUAACUUCUUCAAGAAAAUGAAAAAAAUAAAAUGUAUGAUGACGAAAGAUAAAAUUAUUAUGGUAAUUUAUGACAACGUAAAAGUUUUUUCUAUGCAAACAGCCUCACUUAUGACCUGUCACAAAUCUGUAAUGUUUAUGCUUCCCCGUAAUUUUAGCUGUUGAUUAUAAUAUAAUCCGCAUAGUUAUCGGUGUCUGUAAUUUACUUGUUAAACGUAAUAAAUAGAGUUAAUUCAAUGUAAACUAAGAUAUUUUAAGUUUAGAAAAAAAACAGUAUCAUUAUAAACAGAGUUAAUUCAAUGUAAACUAAAAUAUUUUAAGCUUCGAAAAAAACAGUAAAGAAAAUACAAAAUUAACAUUCUUUAAUUUACAAUUACAUUGUAAUUAGUUUAAUUCAUUAAAAUAAUAUAAUAAUAAAUAAAUAAAUGUAAACAUAAUAAUUGCAUUAACAUGACUGCACGGAAAAAAAAUGAACUAUAUAAAUUGAGAACGACAAGUAGUAUAAUGGUGCCGCGACUACAUAUCCGCAGACAAAAUAACCGCGACAAAAUAUCCCGGACAAAAUAACCGCACGACAAAAUAUCCGCGGAAAAAAUAACCACACGACAAAAUGUCCGCGGACAAAAUAACUACAUGACAAAAUGUCCUCGGGCAAAAUAAUCACACGACAAAAUAUCCUUAAGAAAAAUUUAUAUGGUAAUGGUCAUAUUUUUAUAAUCACACACACACACAAAAUUCGUGAAAAAAGGGCGCUAUUUUUCAUAGCUUUUUUGUGUGUCGGCACAUUUUUGUAAUCGCACACACACAAAAUUCGUGAAAAAAGAGCGCUGUUUUUGACAGCUUUUUUGUGUGUGGGUAUAUUUUUGUAAUUGCACACACACAGAAUUCGUAAAAAAAGGGGGGUUUUUUUUUAUACCUUUU
Microplitis mediator is the source of this 3523-nucleotide messenger RNA. RefSeq names its product SET and MYND domain-containing protein 4-like. Gene Ontology annotation, molecular function: protein binding. The transcript is spliced from 5 exons. Lineage: Eukaryota; Metazoa; Arthropoda; Insecta; Hymenoptera; Braconidae. The record is from RefSeq and is a predicted model, not a curated record. Bases 385 to 2253 code for a protein of 622 amino acids.